Molecule: messenger RNA, 585 nt
Organism: Funneliformis geosporum
Lineage: Eukaryota; Fungi; Glomeromycota; Glomeromycetes; Glomerales; Glomeraceae
Source: the annotation of a GenBank genome assembly
AUGAUUAAUUUGUCUGAGCUUCCCAUUGAAAAUGUUUUUAAAGUUCUCAUUUAUCGUUCUUUAAUGAAGGGUGGGUUCAUAUCCUCGUACAUAUAUAACAAGGAGCGACUGUACAGACACAAGAGUUCACUGGAUAAGGAAUUUAGAAACAUGUUAUUAGCUAGUGGAGCUGUUAGGCUUGCGGAGAUGUUACAAUCGGAUCGUGUAGUGGCUGGUUUAUGUAUUGGGGCAGUUAUUGUUGUAGUAGAAAAAUUGAAUGAUUUUGUUAUAAUUCAUGAAAGUGAUGACGAAAAUAAUUUGCACCACAAAAAAUUGAUUUUUGAUGUAAAGCAACCGCUCAUCGAACCGCUCGCCACUAAUUAUGAGAAUAACGAGAAACUAUUAAAGUCAUUUUUUAUGGGGUUUGGCUUGGCUCGACAAUUUACCAAAAAGAAAGCAAGGAUAUUCGUAUUUUUGUUUAAUAAAGAUGAUGAGAAGAGAUAUCGUAAAGGGAUAUAUUUAUUUCAUCAACACUUAAUCAAAAUCUACGGAAAAGAACGUGUUAUUAGAGAACAGGGAAGUUGCAUUCUGAACUUUAAUAGGUAG